Messenger RNA from Lynx canadensis (Canada lynx), 4624 nucleotides. It is a transcript of the gene CLCC1, whose product is annotated as chloride channel CLIC like 1. Gene Ontology annotation, molecular function: chloride channel activity. The record is from RefSeq and is a predicted model, not a curated record. The coding region runs from base 263 to 1903 and encodes 546 amino acids. The transcript is spliced from 11 exons. NCBI's taxonomy places the organism in Eukaryota, Metazoa, Chordata, Mammalia, Carnivora, Felidae. Gene Ontology annotation, cellular component: endoplasmic reticulum; membrane.
UGGGCGGGUGCUGCCCGGGGCAGGGGACCGCGCUCUCCCGGGCUGCUGUGCCUGGAUCGGCGAGGACUGGACGCCUUAUCUUCCGGAGCAGCGCGGGCUGCUGGGGAGUUACACGGUUCAAAGAGCGGCCUAGGGAAAGGGGCAGCAACUGCAAAGCCAGAGUCGAGCGAACGCUGAAUUUCCUGGGCUUCAGUUAUCUCUGAAAACUUUACGCAGCGUUUGAUCGAACACCGCCAGCGGAAUAGCUCGGCCUUCAUGCAGGAUGCUGUAUUCUCUGCUCCUUUGUGAAUGUCUGUGGCUUAUAAGUGGUUAUGCUUCUGAUGAUGACUGGAUUGAUCCCACAGACAUGCUUAACUAUGAUGCUGCUUCAGGAACAAUGAGAAAAUCUCAGGUGAAAUAUGAUGUAUCAGAGAAAAAAGAUGUCAGUCCUGACUUGUCAUGUGCUGAUGAAUUGUCGGAAUGUUAUAGCAAACUUGAUUCUUUAACUCAUAAGAUCAGUGAGUGUGAAAAGAAAAAGAGGGAAGACUAUGAAAGUCAAAGCAAUCCUGUUUUUAGGAGAUACUUAAAUAAAAUUUUAAUUGAAGCCAGGAAGCUCGGACUUCCUGAAGAAAACAAAGGUGAUAUGCAUUAUGAUGCUGAGAUUAUCCUAAGAAGACAAACCUUGUUAGAAAUACAGAAGUUUCUCAGUGGAGAGGAUUGGAAGCCAGGAGCCUUGGAUGAUGCACUAAGUGAUAUUUUAAUUAAUUUUAAGCUUCAUGAUUUUGAAACAUGGAAGUGGCGAUUUGAAGACUCUUUUGGAGUGGAUCCGUAUAAUGUGUUGAUGGUGCUUCUGUGUCUGCUCUGCAUCGUGGCACUGGUGGCUACCGAGCUGUGGACCUAUGUGCAUUGGUACACCCAGCUGAGACGGGUUUUAUUCAUCAGUUUUCUCGUCAGUUUGGGAUGGAAUUGGAUGUAUUUAUAUAAGCUAGCCUUCGCACAGCAUCAGGCCGAGGUUGCCAAGAUGGAGCCGUUAAACAACGUGUGUGCUGAGAAGAUGGACUGGAUUGGAAGUCUCUGGGAAGUGUUUAGAAGUUCAUGGACCUAUAAGGAUGACCCAUGCCAAAAAUACUAUGAGCUCUUGUUAGUCAACCCUAUUUGGUUGGUCCCACCAACAAAGGCACUGGCAGUUACGUUCACCAACUUUGUCACGGAGCCAUUGAAACACAUUGGAAAAGGAGCUGGUGAAUUUAUUAAAGCGCUCAUGAAGGAGAUGCCAGUAUUACUUCACAUUCCCGUGCUGAUAAUUAUGGCACUGGCUGUCCUGAGUUUCUGCUAUGGUGCUGGAAAAUCAGUUAAUAUGCUGAGACAAAUAAGUGGUCCCGAGAGAGAACCACCCCGGGCACUUGAGCCAGGUGACAGAGGACGGCAGAAGGAAGUUGAUUAUAGACCCCAUGGUGGAGCAGGUGAUACAGAUUUCUAUUAUAGAGGCCCGAUCGGCCCCGUUGAGCAAGGCCCUUAUGACAAAACAUAUGAGGGUAGAAGAGAUGUUUUGAGACAGACAGAUGUUGACUUGAGACUUAAGACUGGCAACAAGAGCCCCGAAGUGCUCCGGGCAUGUGAUUUACCAGACGCAGAGGCGAGAGAGCAUCCCAAGGCGGUACCCAGUCAUAAAUUUCCUGUUUUGGAUGCAAAGCCCAAAGAGAUUGGAAUCCCAGGAGAAAGCACACUGCCAGAAAGCAGCACUGAAAGCAGCCAGUCCACUAAGCCUGUCGCUGGUGCAGAGACAUCAGAGAAGGCGGAAGGUACAUCUGCGGAGGAAAAGGGCCAGCUCAGGACCGAGGCCAGAGGCAGCCCAGAGGAAGGCGGUGGUGCAUCCAGCCCCGCCAGCUGUGGAAAGGACCCGGAUGCUGGCCCAUGUGGCUAGAGGAACACAGACUCGGACCACAGCUCCAAGGUCGUCUUUGGGUUUUGUAAAGUAUACUCUUCACAACCGUGCACUCUUCUCUACACAUAUUCUGACAUUUACUAUACAGGUGCCAACUUCUACAUUAAUAUUUUUAUUGACCAUCAGGACGAAUGAAUACACAUGUAUUUCUGUUUAGUUUUUAAUCUUUUGUCAGUUUAAUUUCAUUUUCAUAUUGAAACCUCCCAAAAAGUUUUAACGUGUUAAUUAUGGAACGGGAUCUCAUCGAUGAACACAUGGCAAGUAUCACUGAUUUCAAAUAAAGAGGUCAGUUUGAUUCAGGGGACAGUGAAAAAGUUGAUGGUUCACAGGCUUAGAUAGGAACCAACUAGCCAAUGUGCGUGGUGCCUAGCGGAGAAGCCCGAGGACACCUACCUUAGUUAAUAAUUUGUUGUGCAUUGGAUUUGAUAUGUUUCUGCAAGUGGGAGUACCCAAAAAUAGUUUUUAAGGAGAGUCCACUGUGGUCAAGUUUACUCUCGUCAUGCACUUCGGUGUCUUCAUGCAGCCAUGGAGUGUGUGUCCGUUUGUCUCUGUGUAGGCUGCCUUAGCUCAUCAUGGCUUUGUCAUUCCCUAUCCCAUCUCCAUCUCUCAACUCUCCCAGCGAUGACUGGGCCCGCUUCCUGGUCACCUAUCUUACUUUACCCUCAGCUAAGAACUGAAGAUUGCCAGGAGAAUUUAGUUAUUAGCACAUCUUAAGUCGGUAAUCUGGGUUUUACAUAGUCCGUAGACUUGGAGAAUAGCUCUAUUUCAAUAUGUACUUUACACAUUGGUCAAGUACAUUAUCUUUGCUAAACAGCAUAAUCUCUCUACAUCCCUGGUCAAAUACUAAAAAAUGCCACUGUCAAGAUUUUUAAAAACUUACCUCAGCAAGAGGGUGUCAAAUUUAACGUUAAUAUUAUUUUCUAGUUUAAUCUUGCAAACAUCUUUAGUAUUUCAUCAAAAAGGUAGUAUUCCCCCCCCCAAUACAACAGAAGUUUGUAUAAAAAUUUGUAACAUAGUAGGUAUGUAAUAUAUGAACUAAUGCAAAGGAUGCCUGCAGUUUGGGGAUUUUUGAACAUCAAUACAUAUAAAGGCCUCUCUUGUGGCACCUGGGUGGCUCAGUUGGUUAAGCAUCUGACUUCAUCUCAGGUCAUGAUCUCACAGUUUGUGAGUUCAAGCCCUGCACGGGCUCUGUGCUGACAGCUCAGAGCCUGGAGCCUGCUUCAGAUUCUGUGUUUCCCUCGCGCACUCUCUCUCUCUCUGCCCCUCCCCUGCUCAUUCUCUCUCUCCCCCCCCUCUGAAAAAUAAACAUUGAAAAAAAAGCCUCUUUGAGGGCCAGACCUGUUUAUGCUAGUUGGUAAAUAUGCACCUAGGGUGGUUAGGUGUCCUUUGAGCUGUGAUUAGACUCUAAAGAGUAUCGAAUGCCUCAGGUGACAGACUGUAACAAUGAGAGUGGAGUUAAUGCUGUUUGAACUCCUUUUUAUCAAUCUAAAAACGAGUCUGUAAAAAAUUAAAAUAUCGUCUUUGUAUUCUUUCAUUACAGAUAACUGUUGGGGGAUGCAGUCCACUUUGACAGCUAGCAAAGCAACAUACAUUCAACUGCUGUCGAAUGACAGCAAAUAGGGAAGACUAAAGCAAACUGAACAGAUCAAGGGCAGUCUAGAACUUGGAGUAAUAGGCUUGUUUAUUGUCCAGCUCAUAUUUAUCAAAAUCAAGAAUUGUAGCAACAGGCUUUUAGGAGAAUCAGUAGGGUAUACAGCUUUUUAAAAGCAGUUUUUAAAUGGAAUAAUGAAUGUUUACAGGCUCUUAACUACAGUAUACACAAAAUACUUAUUUUACAUAAUUGUGGUUUGGUAUGCUGUCUUUGCUCAUUGAAUAUGCUUAAAAGAAAAAACCCAUGAAACUUACAUACAGGUUUUAAAAGGACGCUAUCUAGGACAUUAUAUCCUAUAUAUAAUAUAUACAUCAUAAAGUGAUCCAGGUGUUAACAGAGUACUUUUGACAAAAUUUGUCUGAUCUUAGAACCAAGAAUACUUUUUUUUUCCUGAGCCUUUAAUGUGAUUCCAGAUCGAGUAACUUUCUUCUGUUUUAUUUUUGUGAAUAUUGGCCAUUUGGAGAAGUGAUUCUCACUGCCCAUCAAGUCACCUGAAAGACUUUGAGAAAGGACAGAGGCCCAGAGCCCCAGAUACCAUCCCAGCUGUGCAGAAUCAAAAGCAACCAGAGGUGGUGAAUGAGUUCUGGGUGUGGGCAUUUGCAUUUUACAGUUCAGACUUAGCCUGUCCCAUCCUUGCUGUCUUCUUUUGCUAAAUCUACUUCCUGUCAUGUUGUAUUGUGUACCCUUGUAAACUGCCUUCAGUUCCUGAGAUGAAGGGAGGCUUAAUGACGACUGAGGGCUUAACCUACAUCUUUCAUACUUAAAUUUUGUGAGUUUUCAUGUGUUCUCUAUUUUCAUGGCCUAGGUUCUUGAUACAACCACAGGAGUUUGGGGUUUGUUUUUUGAUAUUAGGUCUUAAACAGUAUUUUGCAACAGAAGAUAUAAUUUUAAGCCACACACACUUUAAAAUUCAAGGGUCCAGAACAUGCUAAAAGUUUAUUUCUUAGAGUUGUUUUUAUAAUGGGUUUGAACUAAUAACAUACUGAAAAUAGGAUUUUUAGCAGAAAAAAGAUCUAGAUUCUUUUAAUAAAGACUACAUAACUUUUUUA